Halteromyces radiatus is the source of this 1857-nucleotide messenger RNA. RefSeq lists its product as uncharacterized. The coding region runs from base 53 to 1600 and encodes 515 amino acids. The record is from RefSeq and is a predicted model, not a curated record. Gene Ontology annotation, molecular function: translation repressor activity; protein binding; mRNA binding. Gene Ontology annotation, cellular component: P-body. Lineage: Eukaryota; Fungi; Mucoromycota; Mucoromycetes; Mucorales; Cunninghamellaceae. The transcript is spliced from 6 exons. Gene Ontology annotation, biological process: nuclear-transcribed mRNA poly(A) tail shortening.
GUUCUUUUUUUUUUCUUUCGUUCUUUUUUUUCACUUUUGAAGGUAUCUCAUCAUGAUGCCUUCAGACUAUCGUAACAAUUUUUCUCCUUCUAUGCGUCCAACUUCAGAUAUUUUGAAAACAAGAAGUGUCUAUUCCGAACAUUCUGAAAAGCUGAAUAAUUGGUAUGAAGACUUGCAACGAUAUGAAAAAAGUCUUGAAGAUAUGGCAGCUGUGACUCUUGAUCAGAAUUUCAAAGAAGAAUUACAACAUGUCGAUCAAUGGUUUUGUUACUUGUCCAUUGCAGAACGUACUGCUACUAUAUAUACUUUAUUACAACAUUCUUCGCCUGUUCAAACUCGAUUCUUUAUGAAUAUAUUACAACAACAAAAACGCGACUCUAUAUUGACUUUGUCUGAUCAAGAUACGUCACCAUUUUAUCAGGCUGAAAAAGAAGCAAGUCAACGCUUAAUGAAUAUGAUUCCUUUCAAGACUGGUAAUAAUCCUCUAUCAACUCCAAAACAACCAUCUUAUGACCGACAUUCUAUUGCAUUUGGCGACAUGGAUGAUUUUAAUAUGCCUGGAUUAUAUAAAAAUCAAACUGGAAGUAACCAACAACUCAAUGUACCACGGCACACUCAUUCUACAACAUUGGUAUCACCAAGAACUUCAGUUUAUCCAAGAUCUUCGGCGCGUUCACGACCUUCUUCUGACAUUGACUCCUCGCCUGAUGUUUUCUCUACUUGGCGAUCCUCUAUGGUGGGAAGUAUUGGUGAUAGAAAUUCUAUCAUUGAACAAAAAUCUCUCGAUCUUUUUGGUGAUGGAAAUGAUUCUUAUGUAUCUAUGGCAUCAGGUGGCAGUGGAUUUCAACCUUGGGGUCUUCCUUCCAAUUUACCAUUUAGUGAUUCUAUUCAUUAUCAUGACAAGCCUCUACCUCACAUUGGAACAGUGAAGGAAAACGAUGAACAAUCAGGUUUAUUUUUGGAUCAACAUUAUCAACAACAUCGGACUCCACCAAAUCAACAACCUGUCAACACAAAGAUACGGACGACUGCGACAACAACGGCAGCAUUAUCAUCCACCGCUCCAUUGUCACCUACUUCUGCCUUUACAAAAUAUUAUUCUGCAUCACGAACGACGACAUCACCUGCUUCAACACCAACAAACUAUAAUAGAUCAAAAUCAUCCACUUCAAAGACACAAAAACAAGUACCAAACAAAAGUUUCGGCACCUUUUUGGAUCCUAAGGAUGCUUACCCAGAAGACCAUGAUUACUAUAGCGAUCACAGUGAUACAUCUCAGCAUAGUAGACAAAGUACUGGUACCUUACAAAAUGGGCAAAAAUAUCACUCAUCAAGACAACAGGGCAAAUCAAAAGAAAAGAAGACAGUAGAUUCUGUUGUUGAUAUGGAACUCCUGAAUGAUGUGCCUGGUUGGUUCCGAAGUUUACGAUUGCAUAAAUACAAUGCUAUUUUUGAAUCUAUGCGAUGGCAAGAUAUCAUACGACUUUCCGAUCAAGAUCUUCAAACCAAAGGUGUAGCUGCUCUGGGUGCUCGAAGAAAGAUGCUCAAAGUGUUUGAAACUGUACGAGAUCAUUGUACAAAAAAUGAUAUUCCAUAUUGAUCAAAUAUAUAUAUAAACAUUUUGCCGGACAAGAAUGUUUCAAUCGAUUAACCUCCUCCAGAUACACACAUACUAUAGUCUUAUUCACAGUAGAUAUAUCAACUAUCCGUAUAUUCCCAACUCCAAGAUCACCCCUUUUUUUUUUUUUUCUAACACGAUAUCAUAUUAUGAGAUAAUAAUAAAAAUAAUAAAACAAAGUAUAUCAAUCUUUUCGCUGAUAAUCAGCCCCUAUAUUUUUGUUUUCACAGCAUUGAUGC